Molecule: messenger RNA, 318 nt
Organism: Nezara viridula (southern green stink bug)
Lineage: Eukaryota; Metazoa; Arthropoda; Insecta; Hemiptera; Pentatomidae
Source: the annotation of a GenBank genome assembly
AUGUCUUCGUGCUCGAAGCGAUCCACGGAAUCCAAUUCCGUCGGUGUGAAAUGGCACCACCUCUACGUUGCUUUAGGAACAUCUGCCAUCUCAGAUACAGUGCAUGAUGACCCAAGGCUUCCCAUAGCUCGCGAUCUUCAACUAUCGCCUGAACAUCCGAAAUCCGGGACAGGCACAAGGGCAGUUGUCGCAGUUGGACUAUAUCGAGAGGGUGCUAAAAAGAAAACAAAGAAGAAGAAGGAAAAGAAAUCCUACACACCAUUCUCUCCACCACAACAGGAAAGGAAAGUUGAUGUACUCCCAGCCUCUGGAGAGUAG